AUGUCCAAAGUAACGAUACGAACUAAGCCACCGCGAGAUGUUUAUCAUCGACAAUCACCGUACAAGACAAAUCGAAAGCGAGCAUCAUCCGGAAGUUUGUAUUCUUACGAUGAUAGUGAUAUAGCAUAUCGAAGUGCUCCGGAGCACUCGAAACGAUUAUUGGACACGUCCAAUGGGUCGUCAGCAAGAAGGUUAACACGAACGAAUAGUGCAAGUGAAAUGUUGACACAGAAUGCUCUUAACCGACCGGCGAAUAUAGGAAAUCCGAAAUACAAAGCACAGGAAGACUAUUAUGAUGAAAUUCAAUUACUGAAGAAGGAAUUAAGAUACGUGAAAGAGGAUAAAAAUAAUUUACAAGCUAAAAUUCGACGUUUAGAAGAAGAUAAUUCACGAAAAUGCAAAGAAAUGGAUAAUCUUUGUGAUCCAAACAAAAAUGGAGAUCUACGUCGGACUUUAGCUAAUUCAUCGACUCCCACUGCGAAUGUUGUAAUGAACUUAAAGCAGCGUGUAUUUAAAUUAGAAGCACAACUAAAGCAGCGGGAAACGAUCGUUGAUGAAAUGAGAAAUGAUCUACGAUGGACACGCGGUACAGAAUUGGAGAUUCAAAAUCGUGCUUUAUUCAACGAACUUGAGAAGUUCAAAUUAGAACGAUUGACAUUCACCCAAGAUAAUUACAUGGCAACAUUGAAUGAAGAGACAAAGAAUGCUCUACGAAAACUAGAAACUGAUAAAAGAGAACUGAAGAUAGAAAAUGAAUAUUUGAAGAAGCGGGUGGAUGAAUUAGAGCAACUUGAUAAUAGUGAACACUUCUCGCCAAGAAAACGUAAUGGAAAUGCACAUAGAAAGACCGAAGAUUUGAAAGAUUUAUGUGAACAUUAUGAAAAUGAAGUUGAACAGUUGAAAGAUGAUUUGAAACGUAUGCGACGUGAACGUGAUAGAUAUCGCGAUAAAGUUGACAGUAACAAUGAAGAUCUGGAAGAAAUGAAACGCGAACGAAAUCAGUAUUAUCGACAAGCAAGUUUUUCAUCCAAUUCUGGUACACGCCGACGAAAUUCAAGUUCAUCGGAAGAUCGAAGUAGACACGAUCUGCGAAGAUCAAAUGAAAAGCUGGGUCCACGUUCGUCGUUAAAUAAAUGGAAUAAUAAGAAAUCAUCUGCAUCGUCGGUAUCAUUUCGCAAUUCGCGUCGGUAUGAAUGGACUAUUGAUGAUGAAAAUCGUGUGCAAAAUUUUCGAGAAAACCGAGCAGCGAAAGUCAUUCAACAAGGUUGGCGCAACUAUAGACGAUCACGAAAGUAUUCGCGGACGAAUAAAUCGAAAGAGGAUAUUUUUAGUCGACACAAUUCCAAGAUCAACGGAUUGGUAAAUUCAGAAGUACUUCUAUCCCGAAAAUCAUCAAUUAUACAUUCGCCACGUACUAGUCAACAAAGAUUGGGCUCAAAAAUUGAUAACUUUGGCAGUAGUAUCAGCUGCAAUCGAUUCUCUCCGACCAAUCUCGCGAGUGACGCAGCAUUGAAAAUUGUCCAAGCAUCAUUACGUGGAUAUAUAGAUCGAGCUGAAAUCGAUCGAUCAUCUCACAGAAAAUCGCCGCGUCGCACUGAAAAUGAUGACGAUGAUAUCUUUGUGACAUCAUCUUAUGAAAGAAAACGUGAAAGCUUUCACAAUAAUUCAAGAAGUCAUUUCGAAGAUUUUCAUGAUAAAUCCAGCUCGAUCAAUCGACGCUCAUCAUCCGAUAUACAUCGCUCUUCAGUAAUUCGUGUUGAUAAUAACAAUGGAUCCAAACAAUUUCUAACGAAUAGUCAAUAUAAAUACGAUUCGACAAGUCGAUUUUCACCCAAUGAUGAACAUAGUCCAGUCAAUAGACAUCAUUCAUCAUCACCACACGUUCGUCAGAUCAAUGGUUCCAAGCAAUCAUUGAUUGAUGGCAGAGGUGAGAUCUCUUUUGGUUUUCAUUUAACUGAACAAAAGAAGCUGUGUCUUUUGCUUGCCGAGAGAUUAUUUCAUAAACUCAAUUCAGGCAUUCAUCUUGACCGUGAAUCGUCUCUCAAAAUGAAUUCUGAACUGUUUGGGGCAUUUUUACCAUCAGGUUCAACAGCACUUUCAUCAUUAUCUUCACCCUCAUGUUCGUUAUUAAAUCCACCGAGAACUAGUAAUCUACCAUCUGCUAACAAAGUUGCUGUGUGA
Adineta ricciae is the source of this 2181-nucleotide messenger RNA. Lineage: Eukaryota; Metazoa; Rotifera; Eurotatoria; Adinetida; Adinetidae. The record is from the annotation of a GenBank genome assembly.